GCUGCUACGUGAUGUAGAAUGCUACCGCGACAGCACCGUGAGAAUGACGCACUCCGUGUCCUUCACCAGCUCCUCUGGCAACAGAUUACCGUCUGUCACACCCUAAAGCAAAUAACAGUCAUCUGUUCACAAUUGUUAUGUUUCAUGCAGUAUGCUUCCAAUGCCCCGUACAAAUCGUUCUAUAUUGCUUUCCGGCUAACGCUGAAAAUGUGAUGUGAUGUUCCCGAUAUUCAAGAUAAAGUCUUCUCCGGCGUGACGCCACGAUGCCGCAUCCAUUCCACCAGUGAUCUGAAACAUGAAGAGUUGUCAUCAGGAAAACGAGGCUUCCGUCUAAUCGCGGGCCGACAGCGCUGCCAGCGGCGGAGAAAUGCGGGGGCGGCGCGGCCUCGUGGAGGGGGGGCGCCCUCCGCCCCUCCCUCCUGCCGCCUCCUCCGCCCCCGCUAGCAGCGCGGGGCGCCCGGGGACCGCCGACCCGGCGACGUCUUGCAACAAAAGCCUGAGACGUGCGACACAGCACGGUAUCAGAGGUCGCGCCGGCAGUGCAGCGGCUGGGGACGCCAGGUCUACUUUUAUGGGAGCGGACUGCCCCCUGCUGUCGCCUUCCCGUCGCUGCGGCGCCUCGGCUUGUCCCAGCAUCCAACGCUGCGUCGAGACCACACGGGGAUCUUCACUCCCGCAGGCGAUCAGCAGCACGAAACUGUCUUCAGGAUUGUCUGGCUACUACGUUGUGCAUCUUGCGACUAACGAUCUACACCCCAGUCAGUAUGGAGUUUCUGAACGUCAAAUCGUACAUGAUGCGUCUGCUGUGAUCAGCUCUUUCUAUUGCAGUUCGUUGAAAACAUUUGAUAAUGGCUGCCCGAGACAAAUAAAGGCGUUAGCGUUUUCAUUCCGCUGCUGAAUGACUGUUCUUUCUAUUUGGACCUCUGCAAGAAGCUGAUACUUCGCAAAGGAUUCGAGUCUUUUCUGCCUGUGAGAACCGAGUACGGAUGGUUUCCGCCGCAUUUUUAUCUCCAUGUAUCUAAGAUGCAUUUACAACUUUGGAAUAAUGAAACAAUGUAAGAGGGUCGCUGCAAAAAAUAUUCUUGAUUACAUGACAAAAAAUAGUUGACACAGCGGUAAACGAUGAUGCGCGUUGUAAGUUACGAAUAUUAAUAACAGAUGUUUCCUGAAAUAGCCUAUCCUUGAUCC
Messenger RNA from Schistocerca gregaria, 1188 nucleotides. RefSeq lists its product as uncharacterized. Lineage: Eukaryota; Metazoa; Arthropoda; Insecta; Orthoptera; Acrididae. The transcript has 10 exons. The record is from RefSeq and is a predicted model, not a curated record. Bases 368 to 898 code for a protein of 176 amino acids.